UUUUGGCUUUCGAGGUCAAUGCCCCCAAUGCACUUUAAUGUACUCGUCGUGAACCAAUCAAAAUACGAGCUUCUAUAUGAAAACAAAUCGUGUUUGGUCCAGAGCACAUACCGUAGGCGGACCCCAAUGACAAACGGAUAACCUACACGGACUUUUCCCUUUUAAACAUAAAACAAGACGAUUUAAUUAACGUUUUGGUAGCGCUCAGCACGAGGAAUAGGCGUGAAUUAUUAGAAAAAAUUUUCACAACCUAAACCAGCUCUUGAGAAAGAGAAUGCUUGUUUUAAAAUAACUAUAAAUCUUCCGACCGUCCCUGGAUGCUGGCGAAAGGCUUACUGAACUUCCGGGUUUCCUGUCACUCAAACAGCCGUACGUCAUCAUGUGGGCGGGCUCUCGCUUGCUGUCAACAUCGGCAUUCAGGCUGGAUGUGCAAUGCAUAAUGAACAUACAGAGCUUUAAUACAGAUCCUUAAAAUGGUAGAAGGACGUUUAUUGACUUUGAAAAGCCUGGUUGUGUGGUGGGCCUCUUUAUUUUAAUCGUUUUUGUAUGUAGUAAAUGUAUGGACAGCAUUGCGGACGGACAUGACUUGGCUAGUCAUCAUGAAUCAUUAAUUCUACAGGCUACAGUAAAGAUCUGGUUGCAUGCUCUCUUCUAAUCGACCAGGAAGCAGAAGGUUUUCUCUUUCAUAUCUUCAUAAAUUCGGUGUCGAGAUCAUAAACAGAUGACAGCAUGAGGAGUCGCAGUAAUUCAGGAGUGAGGUUGGAUGGAUUUGCCAGACUUGUCCAAGAAACAAUAUUAUGCCACCAGAAUCCAGUGACAGGUCUAUUGCCAGCUAGCGAGCAGCAGAAGGAUGCCUGGGUCAGAGAUAAUGUUUACAGCAUCUUGGCAGUGUGGGGACUCGGCAUGGCUUACCGCAAGAAUGCAGACCGUGAUGAGGACAAAGCUAAAGCCUACGAGCUUGAACAGAGUGUGGUUAAGCUAAUGCAGGGGCUGCUGCAGUGUAUGAUGAGACAGGUGGCAAAGGUAGAGAAGUUCAAACACACACAGAGCACAAAGGACUGCCUGCAUGCCAAAUAUCACACACCUACCUGUGCCACAGUGGUGGGAGAUGAUCAGUGGGGGCACCUGCAGGUUGAUGCCACUUCACUGUACCUGCUCACAUUGGCUCAGAUGACCGCCUCAGGUCUGCAUAUCAUAUCUAACUUGGAUGAGGUGGCGUUGAUCCAGAACCUGGUUUUCUACAUCGAGGCAGCGUACAAAGUGGCUGAUUAUGGGAUGUGGGAGAGAGGAGACAAAACCAAUCAAGGAAUUCCUGAACUAAACGGCAGCUCUGUUGGAAUGGCUAAGGCAGCUUUGGAGGCCAUUGAUGAGCUUGACUUGUUUGGAGCUCAUGGAGGCCCAAAAUCAGUGAUUCAUGUUCUCCCAGAUGAAGUAGAACAUUGUCAGUCUAUCUUGUGCUCCAUGCUACCUCGAGCUUCCACCUCUAAAGAGAUAGAUGCCGGUCUGCUCUCUGUCAUCUCUUUUCCUGCGUUUGCAGUGGAGGAUGCAGAUCUGGUUAACAACACAAAGAGUGAAAUCAUCUCCAAACUGCAGGGACGUUAUGGCUGUUGUCGCUUUAUCCGAGAUGGAUACAGGACCCCAAAAGAGGACCCUGCUCGCCUUCACUAUGAUCCUGCUGAGCUGAAGCUCUUUGAGAACAUUGAAUGUGAGUGGCCAGUGUUUUGGACUUACCUUAUACUCGAUGGCAUCUUCAAUGAAGACCAUGAGCAGGUGCAGGAAUACAGAGAGGCUCUUGAAGGAGUUUUGAUCAGAGGCAAACACGGGAUUCGUCUGGUGCCUGAACUCUAUGCUGUACCUGCUGACAAAGUUGAAGAGGAGUACAGGAACCCUCACUCUGUGGAGCGUGUGGCCGCUGGCCAGCUCCCACACAUGUGGGGCCAGUCUCUGUAUAUCCUGGGCUGUCUGCUGGCAGAGGGAUUUCUGGCCCCUGGAGAGAUUGAUCCUCUGAAUAGGCGAUUUUCUAAAGAAUUCAAGCCAGAUGUUGUUGUGCAAGUGAGUGUAGUGGCUGAGUCAGUGCAGAUCCAGCAGCUGCUGAGGGAUAAAGGGAUUGAGGUUCAGACCAUCUCCGAAGUUUCUCCCAUCCGGGUCAUGCCAGCUCGCAUCCUGAGCCACAUUUACGUGAAAUUGGGCAACUGUAAAAAGCUGAAUCUGAGUGGGCGACCAUACAGGCACAUUGGUGUCUUGGGAACUUCAAAGUUUUAUGAGAUCAGAAAUGGUACUUACACAUUCACUCCACAGUUCAUUGACCAGCAUCACUUCUACUUGGCUCUGGAUAACCAGAUGAUUGUGGAGAUGCUGCGAACAGAGCUUGCUUAUCUCUCGUCCUGCUGGCGGAUGACUGGAAGACCUACCCUCACGUUCCCUAUCACACUGAGCAUGCUGGUUGAGGAUGGUGACAGUAUUGACCCCUGUAUCCUCUCUACCCUCCGGAAGCUUCAAGAUGGCUACUUUGCGGGUGCAAGGGUGCAGAUGGCAAACCUCUCUUCAUUCCUCACAACCUCCUUUCAUACCCAGCUCAGCUUCUUGGAUGCUGAUUCUGAAGAGAAUCUGCUGGAGGAAGAGGAAGAAGAAGAGGAAGAGAGUUUUGGGCCCUCGGGAGGUUCAGGACACAUGUUUGACCAGUAUCUUACAGAUCUAUUGCACAGCACUGCUACAAAAUGCCAUCUGCCUCCCAUUCAGAAGGGGCAGCACCACGUUUUUAGUGCUGAACACACCACCAGGGACAUCCUUUCUUUCAUGGCCCAGGUUCAGGGCCACAACAUGCCCAAGCCUUCCAUGUAUUUGCCUGUUGUCCCCAUCAUGAGCAAACACAGAAAGUCUCUCAAUCUGCUGGAUGUUCCUCAGCACAGUGUUUCUCAUCACACCAAGGUCGAUAGCGUUGACCUGCACUUGCCACGUGAUUCUCAUGGGAACACAGACUUUGCCUGUCUGGUCAAUCAGCUAAAGCAUUGUCCAACCCUUCAGGACCAGGCAGAUAUCCUCUAUGUCCUCUAUGCGAUGAAGGGUUCAGAUUGGAUAGUAAAUCUGUCAGGACAAGGAGAGGCAACUGUUCGCUCCCUGCUGGAGGAGCUGUAUGUUCGGGCAGGAGCUUGUAAGGAAUGGGGCCUCAUCCGCUACAUUUCAGGCAUCCUGAAAAAAAGAGUGGAAGUCCUUGCUGAGUCUUGCACAGAUCUGAUCUCCCAUCAUAAACAGCUGACAGUGGGUCUUCCUCCCGAACCCAGAGAGAAGGUCAUCACAGUUCCUCUUCCUCCUGAAGAACUGAUUAGCUUGAUUUAUGAGGCCAGUGGACAAGACAUCAGCAUUGCUGUCCUCACACAGGAGAUCAUGGUGUAUCUGGCCAUGUAUGUGCGCUCUCAGCCGUCUCUGUUUGGAGACAUGCUGCGUCUGCGCAUCGGGCUCAUCAUGCAAGUGAUGGCUACAGAACUUGCUCGCAGUCUACACUGCUCAGGUGAGGAGGCAUCAGAGAGCCUGAUGAGCCUCAGUCCUUUUGACAUGAAGAAUCUCUUACAUCACAUCCUGAGCGGGAAAGAGUUUGGUGUAGAGAGGAGCAUGCGCCCGAUUCAGUCUUCAACCACCAGUCCUGCCAUCUCCAUCCAUGAGCUUGGACACACGGGGGCCACCAAGACAGAGCGCACGGGCAUCAGAAAACUCAAGACUGAAAUCAAACAGAUAUUUACCAGCAGUCAUUCCAUCAGCAGUAAUUUCACAUCCCCUCGUUCCACGCGAUGCAGCAGCCCCUCAACUCCCAGCGGGAUGCUGUCUCCGACUGGCACAGGAGACUCACACCUGCAGUGGGAGGAGCGCCAGGGCCAGUGGCUGAGGAGACGCAGACUGGACGGGGCCAUAAACAGGGUUCCAAUGGGCUUCUACCAGAAAGUCUGGAAGAUUCUCCAGAAAUGUCAUGGCCUCUCCAUUGCUGGAUAUGUCUUGCCUUCCUCCACCACCCGUGAGAUGACGGAAGGAGAGAUCAAGUUCGCAGUGCAUGUGGAGUCUGUACUGAAUCAUGUCCCACAGCCUGAGUACAGACAGCUGCUGGUGGAGGCCAUUAUGGUGUUGAUCCUUGUAGCUGACAUGGAGAUUGCCAGUAUUGGGGGAAUUAUUCACAUUGACCGCAUUGUUCACAUGGCCAACGAUCUCUUUCAACAGGAUCAGAGAUCCAGCGGGGCCAAUGAGUAUUUCUUAGAGAAAGAUCCUGCCACAGGAAUCUGUAACUUCUUUUUUGACAGUGCUCCUAGUGGCAGCUACGGUACUAUGACUUAUCUUUCCAAGGCUGUGGUUACAUAUGUUCAAGACUUCCUGCCAAGCAGCAGCUGUCUAAUGCAGUAACGACUGCAGUUCCUAGAAAACCGGUGACCUUCAGGACGGAUCUAUGACCUGUUUUAUUAAAUCUAACAGUUGAAAAAAAAAAUCAGUUGACCUCAGUUCAGUAGCAAAGGACAAGCAUCAACAGGGAAGCCAAUAAAAAACACCACAGGAUAUGUUGUGAAGCUAACAGACUGCAGGAAAUGGACCACUGUGCCGUUCUGUGUUUUAAGUAUACAAUUCUAAUUUAAGAACUGUAAAAUACAAUUAACUAAUAUAAUAUAAUAAUAUAUAUUUAAUUUCAACAGAAACACUUUACAUGAUUUUAAUCAUAUUUUUGGGUUGCUAACUCAUUUAAAUAAUUUAUAAUUUUAUGUUCUUAGAAAUAUGUUUAUUUUAUUUAAAUUGGUGCUUCAGUUGUGUUUAUAGAGCACUUAUAUUUUGAUCUGUACCAUUUCUCUAGUUAAACAAAACAAAACACUGUGUUAUAUUACUGUAAGCUUUGAGACUUAAUGUUAUCCUAUACAUUGUUAUUACAUUAUAAAUCUACUCUGAAAUGUGUUAUUUAACAGGUGCUUCUUAUUUAAAGAAACAUACAAUACAAAAGGUAUUUUUCCUAAAUCAUAUAUAUAUAUGUAAUUAAUAAUUAUGUGUAAAAUUAACUUAUACUCUGUUCUUUGCAUGCAAACAUGCAAUAUUCUAACUCAUGGCAAAGCCAAGCAUGUGCAGUUCUAUAGACUAGCAAAUCAUGCAUUUGAAUAAUUUUUUUGUGAUUUUUUUUUUUUUUUUAAGUGAAAACAAAGGUUAAAAUCAUAAUUGGUUUUUGUUCAUUUCAUAGAGGUCAGUUAAUGAAGAAAAUCAAGAGAACUUAGCUUGAAAAGGGCAUUUGAAGUUGUCUUCAUUUUGGACAACGACAGUAGAGAUGUCCAGUGUGUGAGUUCUAGCUGUCUUUAAUUCAUUUUGUCCUGUUGUUUCUCAUGUUUAUGACAAAUUACUACUUUUGAAGGAAGUACUGUAUUUUAGUCUCCAUUAAGCUUUUGUAUGACCACAGACAAAAAAAAAAAAAAAAAAGUGUAAUUAAUACAUCUAAUUAAUCAUGACUUUUCAUGGCCGUAUUUUCUGUUUGUUCUUGUUUUUAAUGUUAUAUAUAAUGUGACAUGGGACAUACAAAGUGUGAUUAUUUCAAUAAUCUUAACUUAAACAAGUUCAGUAUUAUGUGUGUCUUCAGAGAACUGAAUAUAAUACAUUUACCUAAUACCUUGUGAUUUAAUUUUUGAACUAGGUUAAAAAAAAAAAAAAAGUUAAUCAAGAGAAACUUAAAUUAUAGAAUUUUGAGAUUUUAAGGCAGACUGACCCGACUGAUGACAGCUUGAAAGCUCUAGGAGUGAGUCAGAAAUGUUAGUGUCACAAAAAGACAAAUUUUAAGUUUAACCCUCAAGCAUCCUUCAAAUAGCAGCCCUUAGUUCAUCCUUCAUGGACAUAUUUGGGCACGAAGGUCUCAGCUGUGAUCCCGAUUUUUUAUUUUUUUUUCAAUAAAUGUCAUAUGAUAUCACUGCCUUCAAUAAAAUAAAAACUUUCAAUUUA
This is a messenger RNA of Cyprinus carpio (common carp), 5946 nucleotides long. RefSeq names its product phosphorylase b kinase regulatory subunit alpha, liver isoform-like. The record is from RefSeq and is a predicted model, not a curated record. Gene Ontology annotation, molecular function: calmodulin binding. Gene Ontology annotation, cellular component: phosphorylase kinase complex. Gene Ontology annotation, biological process: glycogen metabolic process. Lineage: Eukaryota; Metazoa; Chordata; Actinopteri; Cypriniformes; Cyprinidae.